AUGGCGCCUAAGACUGCCGAUGGUACGGCGCAUGUAGAUGCCAAGGAUUUCAAGAACUCGGCUGCUGCUGAUGCCGCUGCCGCUGGCCCUGAGCAGGAGGUGAAGGCCGCUCUGUUCGACGAGGCCCAGCUGCUGUCGACUGGUGACAAGAAGGCGGCUCUUGAGCUGACCAACCUUGUCAAGAUCGAGGGCUCGUUCGCCCUGCGCAACCUCGGUAUUGAGGAUGUGAUCAAGAAGGGUCUUACCGACAAGAAGAAUGUGGCUGGUCGCGAGGGUGCUUGCACCCUUGUGAUGACUCUCUUCGACGAGGGUGUCGGUCACGAGGUCGAGCCGUUCCUUAUGAUGAGCAACGUGUUCGAGACCAUUGUCGAGGCCAUGGGUGACAAGGAGAAGGAGGUCCGUCAGCGCGCUGAGGAUGCUCUGCUGCUUGUGAUCCGCAACAUGUCGUCCUGGGGUGUGCCGCAAGUGAUGAAGAUCAUGCUUCACCAGAUGCGCACUGCCGGUAAGUGGCAGGUGAAGACGGGCUGCAUUCGUCUCCUCGAGGAGCUGAUCGGCCUGUGCCCCGACAUGGUGGCCCGCAUGAUGACCGACAUUAUCCCGGUCAUGGCCGAGGUUAUCUGGGACACCAAGAGCGAUGUCCAGAAGUCGUCGCGUGCGUGCCUGGAGAAGCUCUGUGCUCUUGUGUCGAACAAGGAUAUUGAGCGUUUCAUUCCGGCUCUGAUUAAGUCGCUCAUCCACCCUGUCGAGGAGGUGCCGAAGACUAUUCAGCUGCUUUCGGCCACCACUUUCGUGCAGGAGGUCGACUCGCCGACCCUUGCCCUGAUGACCCCGCUGCUGUCGCGUGGUCUGACGGAGCGCCCGACUGCUACCAAGCGUAAGGUGGCUGUCAUUAUCGACAACAUGGCUAAGCUCGUCGACAACGAGCGCACUGUGCGUCCCUUCCUGCCGAAGCUGCUGCCCGGUCUGAUCAAGAUUGAGACUACCGUGUCGGACCCUGAGGCCCGCAGCGUUGUGCAGCGCGCCAUCAACACCCUGCGCCAGGUUGGUAAGGUUGAGGGUGACGGUUCGGAGGUGAAGCCGCUUGAGGAUGUUGAUCUUGCGAAGACCGAGGAGCUGGUGAACGUUCAGCUCAAGGAGAACAACCUGCAGGGUGCUGACUCGCUCGUGAAGUACAUUGCCCAGCUCGUGACCAACCUCUCGAACUUCCGCCUGUUCGAGUCGGACGAGUGGGAUGGUACUCUGACUCGCUACCUGCGUCUGCUGCGCCCCUCGGACCAGGAGAAGUCGGCCAAGAUUGUGCAGGAGCUGCUCAAGCAGCUCGCGAAGAGCACUGGUGAGGAGGUCGAGGUGUUUGACGACGAGGAGGAGGGUGAGGACCUGUGUAACUGUCAGUUCUCGCUCGCCUACGGUGCUAAGAUUCUGCUGAACACCGCUACCCUGCGUCUCAAGCGUGGCCACCGCUACGGUCUCUGUGGUCGUAAUGGUUCGGGUAAGUCGACCCUUAUGCGCGCCAUCCAGAACGGUCAGGUGGAGGGCUUCCCGUCGCCUGAGGAGGUCAAGACCUGGUACGUCGAGCACGACCUCGACGGUUCGGAGGGUGACAUUUCGAUUCUCGAGUUCAUCCUGGCCGACACUCGCCUGAACGUCGACCGCGAGACUGCCUCGUCGACCCUGAAGGAGAUGGGCUUCGACGAGCAGCGUCAGGCUGGUCCGAUCACUGCUCUUUCGGGUGGUUGGAAGAUGAAGCUUGCCCUGGCCCGUGCUGUGCUGUUCAAGGCCGACAUUCUGCUGCUCGAUGAGCCGACCAACCACUUGGAUGUGCUCAACAUUGCCUGGAUCACGGACUACCUGGUGAAGACGGACGCCACCUCGAUCAUUGUGUCGCACGACUCGAAGUUCCUGAACGACGUGUGUACCGACAUUCUGCACCUGAACCGCUUCAAGAUCAAGCGUUACCCCGGCAACCUCGACGCCUUUGUCAAGCGUGUGCCUGAGGCUCGUGCCUACGUUGAGCUGAACUCGGGUGAGGACUACUCGUUCAAGCUGCCGAACCCGCCGCUGCUGGACGGUGUGAAGACCAAGGAGAAGUCGCUUGUGAAGAUGCGUGACGUUGUGUUCCAGUACCCGAACACCCCUGCGCCGCAGCUCCGCGGUAUCUCGAUGCAGCUCUCGCUCUCGUCGCGUGUCGCUGUGCUGGGUCCGAACGGUUCGGGUAAGUCGACUCUCGUGAAGCUCAUUGUCGGUGACACGGAGCCGAACGAGGGUGAGCUGUGGAAGCACCCCAACUUGGUCAUUGGUUACGUCGCGCAGCACGCGUUCCACCACAUUGACCAGCACCUUGACAAGACCCCGUUGGAGUACAUGCUCUGGCGUUACCAGACUGGUGAGGACUUGGAGGAGCACAUGAAGGCCACUCGCCAGCUCACCGCUGAGGAAGAGGAGGCGAUGAAGCACGGUGCUGUCUACGAGCACGAGGGUGUGAAGCGCAUCAUUGACGACAUUGUGGGCCGUAAGAAGCUCAAGAACUCGUUCCAGUACGAGGUGUCGUUCAAGAACAUGAGCUCCACGGAGAACCUGUGGAUCAGCCGUGACGAGCUUAUCCGCCGCGGUUUCGAGAAGAAGGUCAUGCAGGUCGACUCGCGUGAGGCCCAGAAGGCUGGUAUGCUUCGUCCUCUUGUCCGUCGCGAGAUCGAGAAGCACUUUGAGGACUUUGGUCUGGAGCGUGAGUUCACCUCGCACAACACCAUGCGUGGUCUCUCGGGUGGUCAGAAGGUCAAGGUCGUGCUGGGCGCCGCCACGUGGCGUAUGCCCCACAUUAUCGUGCUGGACGAGCCGACGAACUUCUUGGACCGUGAGUCGCUUGCGGCUCUGAUCCAGGCCAUCCAGAACUUCGAGGGUGGUGUGGCCAUCAUUACCCACUCGCAGGAGUUCUCGGAGGGUACCUGCAAGGAAAUCUGGCGCAUGGAGAACGGUACGCUGCACGCCUCGGGCCACAACUGGGUUGAAGGCCAGGGCUCGGGUGAGCGUAUCGACAAGAAGAAGAAGGACGAGGAGGAGGUCAAGUACGACGCCCUCGGCAACAAGAUUGUGGAGGAGAAGAAGAAGAAGAAGCUCACCUCGUCGGAGGCCCGCAAGGCCAAGAAGGAGCGCAUGGCUCGCCGCAAGCGCGGUGAGGAGGUGUUCUCUGACGAGGAGCUGUAA
This is a messenger RNA of Malassezia pachydermatis, 3201 nucleotides long. RefSeq names its product elongation factor 3. Lineage: Eukaryota; Fungi; Basidiomycota; Malasseziomycetes; Malasseziales; Malasseziaceae. The coding region runs from base 1 to 3201 and encodes 1066 amino acids. The transcript has a single exon. Gene Ontology annotation, molecular function: ATP binding; ATP hydrolysis activity; translation elongation factor activity. The record is from RefSeq and is a predicted model, not a curated record.